UGAUAAAAUAAAACAGCACCUUACCUACUACCAUACUUCUCACUUAUGGUCUUCAUCCAGUACCCUUCUACUUCUGUCACUCUACUUCUAGCUUCUACUUGUACCUUCUCUAAGCACAUUCACUUGUUUCUUCAGAUUCAUAACUUCUUUUCUUCUCAGAGCUUUUUCCUUUACAGCAGAAACUUACUUGUAUAGUAUAUAUCCUUCAUUGUUCAUUUGUAAUGCUUGGCAAUUAAGAGAUUAGGAGCAGAUAGGAAAGGAAUGCAGGCUAUCUGGUUGAUGCUGUUGUUGUUGGUGAAUACUGCAUUUGGGAAUAGAGACAUUGAUGCACUUCUUGAACUCAAGAAGGGUAUUCAAAAUGACCCUUUUGGAUUAGUUCUUAAUUCUUGGGAUUCCAAGUCAUUAGAAUCUAAUGGAUGUCCUCAGAACUGGUAUGGGAUAUUGUGUAGUGAAGGCAAUGUUAUAUCCAUCACUUUGGACAAUGCUAGUUUGGUCGGAGAGUUCAAUUUCCUUGCAAUUAGUAACCUUCCAAUGCUUCACAACUUGUCAGUUGUAAACAAUCACUUCACAGGAAGUAUGCUACAUAUUAGUCCAAUGAAAUCACUUAAAUUUCUCGAUUUGUCUCUCAACAAGUUCAACGGCUCGUUACCUCCUAGCUUCGUUGAAUUGCGCAGUUUAGUGUAUCUGAAUCUUUCUUUGAAUGAAUUUAGUGGCACUGUUCCAAAUGUGUUUCACAAACUUGACCAGUUGGAGUAUUUAGAUUUUCACAGUAAUAGCUUUUCUGGCGAUAUUAUGGAAAUCUUUUAUCAGAUGGGAAGUGUGUUACAUGUUGACUUAAGCAACAACAAGUUUUCUGGUGCAUUGGAUUUGGGACUUGGAGAUGUCUCAUUUCUAUUCUCAAUUCAACAUUUGAAUGUUAGUCACAAUUCCUUGGUUGGUGAACUAUUUGCUCAUGAUGGUAUGCCAUACCUUGACAAUUUAGAAGUCUUUGAUGCUAGUAAUAAUCAGCUAGUUGGUAAUAUACCUUCCUUCACGUUUGUCGUAUCACUAAGGAUUCUUCGGCUCGCAUGCAAUCAGUUGACAGGCUCAUUGCCAGAAACUUUGUUGAAGGAAAGUUCAAUGAUGUUGUCUGAACUUGAUCUUAGUCAAAACAAGCUUGAAGGUUUCAUUGGAAGCAUUACCUCAAUGACUCUUAGGAAGCUUAAUAUAUCUUCAAACAAAUUAUCAGGCCCAUUACCUCUCAAAGUAAGUCAUUGUGCCAUCAUAGAUUUGAGUAACAACAUGCUGUCAGGUAAUUUGUCAAGGAUCAAGUAUUGGGGUAACUAUGUGGAAGUUAUUCAGUUAAGUAAAAACUCAUUGUCCGGAACACUUCCAAACGAAACUUCUCAACUUUUACGGUUAACAUCACUUAAGGUAUCCAAUAACUCAUUGGAAGGUUUUCUCCCACCAGUUUUAGGAACAUAUCCAGAACUAAAAGAGAUUGAUCUUAGUCUUAACCGGCUUUCGGGGUUCCUCCUACCAACCCUUUUUGCCUCAACCAAAUUGACUAAUCUUAAUCUCUCUAACAAUAUGUUUUCUGGUCCAAUUCCUUUUGAACUUCAACUUCCAAAUAAUCUAUUGGUUUCUGCUGAAAAUUUUAGUUUGAUGUAUCUUGAUCUUUCGAACAACAACUUGAGUGGAAUUCUUUCUUCGAAAAUUAAGGAGCUUCAUAAUUUGGUAUAUCUCAAUCUAUGUAACAACAAAUUAGAAGGUACUAUUCCUAAUGAUCUUCCAGAUGAGUUAAGAGAACUCAAUGUGUCCUUUAAUAAUUUUUCUGGGGUUGUACCUGAUAACUUAUCACAGUUUCCUGAAUCAGCAUUUCAUCCUGGAAAUACUAUGCUGAUAUUUCCUAAUUCUCAUUUAUCACCUAAAGAUAGUUCCAAUUCCAACCUAGGUUCGAGGUCACAUGAGAAAACUUUCACUAGGAGUGUCUUGAUUACAUGUAUAGUUACCGGUGUUUUUGUGAUAGCUAUAAUGGCUGCCAUGAUUUAUUAUAGGAUUCAUCAGAAAAAAGGAAGUACUUCUAAACAAGAUGCAACAACAAGUGACAUCAUCCAAGAGAGUACUUCUCCAUCAAAGAGAAGAAAUUUGGAGUCAUUACCGCCUUCUCAAAGUGAAGAUACCGGAAACAUUAAUCCAACUGUACAGAAUCCUAAAGAUCCGGAAUUCAUUAAGAACGAGGAAGGAACGUCUUCUCCAAUGUCUAUUAUAUCGGCUUCAAAUCCUUCACCUUCUACAAGCCAUCAGUUUGAGAAUCCUGGCUCGCUCGAAGUAUCCUCUCCGGAUAAACUGGUUGGAGACUUGCAUCUAUUUGAUGGAUCUUUGAUGCUUACUGCGGAAGAACUUUCGUGUGCUCCAGCCGAAGUUGUUGGUAGGAGUUGUCAUGGAACACUUUACAAAGCUACACUUGAAUCUGGUCAUGUAUUGGCUGUUAAAUGGUUAAGAGAAGGAAUAACUAAAGGAAAAAAGGAGUUGGCUAGGGAAAUUAAGAAACUUGGGACAAUCAAGCAUCCAAACUUGGUUUCUUUUCUUGGUUGCUACUUAGGGCCAAAGGAGCAUGAGAGAUUGAUUGUAUCAAAUUACAUGAAUGCACAUUCUUUGGACAUUUAUCUCCACGAGGCUGAUAAAAGAAAUCUUCAUCCUUUGUCUCUUGAUGAAAGGCUCAGGGUGGCCGUAGAAGUGGCGCGAUGUCUACUUUACCUACACACCGAGAAAGCCAUACCUCAUGGUAAUCUCAAAUCCACAAACAUUCUACUAGAAACUCCCAACAGAAAUGUAUUGCUCACUGACUACAGCCUGCACCGAAUACUUACCGCUGCUGGUACUUCGGAGCAAGUUUUGAAUGCCGGUGCACUUGGUUACCGACCUCCCGAAUUCACUAGAUCAACCAAACCAUGUCCUUCUUUGAAGAGUGACGUCUACGCAUUCGGAGUUGUCUUGUUAGAGCUCCUAACAGGAAGAAAAUCAGGAGAAGUCGUUUCGGGAAUUCCUGGCAUGGCUGAACUUACCGAUUGGGUAAGAUUCUUAGCUGAACACGGUCGCUCGAACCAAUGCUUUGAAAAUUCCCUUGUGGAUAAUGACAAUGGAGAAGAUUCAUAUAGGAUUCUUGACGACAUGCUUAAAGUGGCUAUUAGAUGCACCCUUUCAGCAUCCGAGAGACCUGACAUGAAAACAGUGUUUGAUGAUCUUUCAACAAUAAAGGAGAGUUGAUGAUCACAGCCUCAGCCACUGGAAUCAUCAUUGUUUAUAAUUGUUUUGGUUACUUUUGAAGUAUAUUAUUUAUUUUUUUACCUUGAUGACAAUUCUUCAUAGGCAUUUUAACAAGUCUCCGGAUAAUAAAUGAAAUUCUUUAUUAAAAGAAAAUUCGUUCUUUUCAUCUCUUUUGAUAGAAA
Molecule: messenger RNA, 3431 nt
Organism: Medicago truncatula (barrel medic)
Lineage: Eukaryota; Viridiplantae; Streptophyta; Magnoliopsida; Fabales; Fabaceae
Product: probable inactive receptor kinase At5g10020
Exons: 4
Coding region: 262-3249 (995 amino acids)
Biological process (GO): protein phosphorylation
Molecular function (GO): ATP binding; protein binding; protein kinase activity
Source: RefSeq, a predicted model, not a curated record